Xenia sp. Carnegie-2017 is the source of this 500-nucleotide messenger RNA. Its product is annotated as zinc finger protein 383-like. NCBI's taxonomy places the organism in Eukaryota, Metazoa, Cnidaria, Anthozoa, Malacalcyonacea, Xeniidae. The coding region runs from base 3 to 500 and encodes 165 amino acids. The transcript is spliced from 4 exons. The record is from RefSeq and is a predicted model, not a curated record.
UCAUGAAGAAAUUUGCAAAUAAACAGGUUUCUUCUAAAACAAUCGGUAAUUCGUCAACGUCAAAACCCAAGGUCAACGGUGUAAAUGACAAAAAAACUAAAUCCAUCAUUAAAAGAAAAUCCAUCAAAUAUAACUGUAAAGCUCUGAAAAAGACUUCUUUAAGACGAUCAUUAAGAAAGCCAUCCAAAAAGAUUUAUACAGUGGAAGAUGUGCCUGAUGAUGAUCUUAACAUUUUUGGAGGUCACAGCUGUAGACACUGUGGAAGGAUGUAUAGUUAUCCCGAUUAUUUAGAGAAACAUUUAAAACGAUGUCCAAUGCUUGUUUGUACGAAUCCCUGGGAAUGUCCACGUUGUGGUCGAAAGUACAGUAGUGAAGACUAUCUAAAUGUUCAAAUGAAAAAUGAAUGCGGAAAAAAUCCACCAUUAAAACGACAUAGUAUUUCGUAUUCGAUUGUAAUUUCAGCAGAAUCAUGGAUGUUUAAAAACAUUGAAUAUGGUUGA